Anopheles merus is the source of this 325-nucleotide messenger RNA. RefSeq lists its product as uncharacterized. The record is from RefSeq and is a predicted model, not a curated record. NCBI's taxonomy places the organism in Eukaryota, Metazoa, Arthropoda, Insecta, Diptera, Culicidae. The coding region runs from base 14 to 325 and encodes 103 amino acids. The transcript is spliced from 2 exons.
ACAACGCGCAUAAAUGCAGGCUCCAUAUGCUGCUUCCGAUGCAUCACAGAAGAUAGUAUCUGGAACAUACUCGUCCCAACCAGCUUUCUGCAACCAUAAUUCCUGCAUCAUCAUCUUGGCCCGAAUGACAAUCGGGGAGAUCAGGCCCAGCGGAUCGAACAUGCGAGCUACGUUAGAUAGAAUGGAUCGCUUUGUCGGAAUGGACACAUCACUGGAUAUUGCGGAUUCGAAAGAUAAAACGUCAUGCUCUGGCUCCCAUGAAACACCAAGAGCCUUACGUCUCGCGUGUGGUAAGAAUUGCCGCGCUGACUGUGUGCCGAUUUGA